UCUAAAAAAAAGAAAAGCAAAAGAAAUUACUCAUUGCCCAAGAAGAUUUGGACUCCCAUUAAAGACCAGAGAAACCGUGUGCUUAUUUUUCUUUUUGACUCAGACAUGGCACAAUUUUGUGUAUUAAUUAAAUUUCUGAAAUCCAAUUGGGAUGAAAUUUAGGCCAAAAGAGAAAAAGAAAAAAAAGAAUGGAUUUUCUUCUCGAGAUAAUUUAUAAAGUUGUGGGAACUCUCUUUAAAGAGGGCGAGAAAAGCAAAGCAGCAGCAGAUUGCCAAAUGGCAUUCAGCACCCAAAGAGACUCUGCCUUUCUUCCUUCACCUCAUCAGUCUGCUCCUCAGCCGAACCACGAUGUGUUUUUGAGUUUCAGGGGCGAGGACACUCGACUUAGCUUUGUAUCUCAUUUAUACCACGAAUUGCAGCACAGGGGGAUUAAAACAUUCAAGGAUGAUCGUGAGCUUGAAAUAGGGACACCUAUUUCUUCAGAGCUCAUCAAAGCAAUCGAAGAAUCAACGCUUGCAAUCGUUGUUCUCUCGCCAAAUUAUGCAUCUUCUUCCUGGUGCUUGGAUGAGCUUACAAAGAUUCUCCAAUGCAUGAAAUCCAAGGGCACAAUUCUGCCAGUGUUUUAUCAUGUGGAUCCCUCCGAUGUGAGAAAACAAAGCGGCAGUUUUGCGGACGCCUUCACUGAGCAUGAGAAAAGGUUUAGGGAAGACAUCGAUAAGGUGAAGCGCUGGAGAGAUGCUUUAACAGAAGUAGCCAAUUUAUCUGGGAUAGAUUCAAAGAAUGAGUGUGAAAGAAAGCUUAUUGAAAAGAUUGUUGAAUGGGUGUGGAGUAAAAUGCAUCGCACAUUCAAAUUGUUGGAUUCCACAGAGUUAGUGGGAAUUAAGUUUACACUUGAGCACAUAGAUUGGCUAUUAGCUCCUACGGAUGAUGUUCGCUUUAUAGGGAUAUGGGGGAUGGGCGGCAUUGGCAAGACGACCAUUGCUAAGCUAGUUUAUGAGGGCAUUUCUAUUAAUUUUGAAGUUAGCUGCUUCCUUGCUAAUGUUAGAGAGGUUUCUGAACAUGGGAAUCUUGUUAAUCUACAAAGACAGCUUCUUUUCCCGAUCUUGAAGGAACAAAUUACUCAGGUCUGGGAUGAACAGUGGGGGACCUAUUUCAUUAAGAAUUGCUUAUCUAAUAAAAAGGUUCUUCUCAUUCUUGACGAUGUGAGUGAAUCAAGUCAACUUGAAAAGUUGGCUGGUGAAAAGGAUUGGUUUGGUAAGGGGAGUAUAAUCAUAAUUACAACUAGAGAUGAACGGUUGCUAGUUAAGCAUGACAUGCAGGUAUCAUAUAAGGUAGAGGGAUUAAGUGAUGAUGAUGCUCUUGAGCUCUUUAGUCGGAAUGCCUUUAAAAAAAAUGAGCCUGUGGAAGGUUUCUUGGAAUUGUCCAAGGGUUUUGUAAAUUAUGCCAGAGGCCUUCCACUAGCUCUUAAACUUUUGGGAUGCUUAGUGUAUAAGAGAGAUCCAGAUGUAUGGAAAAGUGAAUUGGAUAAGCUGCGGAAAAUUCCUAAGUCAGAAAUUAUUGAUUUGCUCAAAACAAGUUACGAUGGACUGGAUGAGAUGAACAAGGAUAUAUUUCUUGAUGUUGCAUUUUUUCAUAAGGGGAAGGACAAGGAGCAUGUAAUUGAAAUACUAGACAGUUGUGGCCUAUGUGGUUGUGUUGGGAUAAAUGAUCUCAUUCAGAAAUCACUCUUAAUUAUAUCAAAUAGGAAUGUUGAGAUGCAUGAUUUGAUACAAGAAAUGGCAUUGGAAAUUGUUCGUCGAGAGUGUCCUGACGAGCCUGGUAGACGAAGUCGAUUGUGCAAUCAUGAUGAUAUCUCUCAUGUAUUCAUAAACAAUACGGCAACUGACAAAAUUAAAGGCAUCAUAUUACACAUGGCGACACCUGAAAAGGCAAAUUGGAAUUGUGAAGCCUUCUCUAAGAUGCUUAACCUGAAAUUUCUUGAAUUUCAUAAUAUAAUGAUUUCUUCAAGCCCCAGAAUUCUUACUAAUUCCUUGAGAAGUGUCAAAUGGAGUUGGUAUCCUUCCAAAUUUCUCCCAUCAGGUUUUCAGCCGAAAUACCUUAUUGCACUUGAGAUGCCUGGCAACAAACUUGUUCGGCUUUGGGAUGGAAGAAAGUACUUGCCCAACUUGAAAAAAAUGAACCUUUGUGGCUCUGAAAACUUGACCACAACCUCAGAUUUCAGUGGCAUGCCGAAUCUUGAGGUGUUGAAUUUUCAACUUUGUGAUAAUUUGGUUGAGAUUCACCCGUCAAUUGCAGAUCUCAAAUGUCUUAUAAACUUGGAUCUUGGUUUUUGCCCAAAAUUGAAAAAGAUUCCAGAAUUUUCAGGGCAAAUGAAAAAUUUGUCAAUGCUUGAUUUACAGGCGACGUCCAUUGAGAAAUUACCUUCAUCAAUAGGAUGUCUGGUUGGCCUUACUACUCUGCUUCUAUUGGAUUGCAAAAAUCUCGAGGGUCUUCCGAGUGAAAUUUGUAAUUUGAAGUCACUUGGUGCACUCCAUGUGAAUGGAUGCUCAAAAAUUGACAAACUCCCAGAGAACAUGGGGGAGAUGGAGUGUUUACAUACGCUUCUACUGAAUGGAACUGCUAUAAGACAGUUGCCACGCUCCAUUGUUGGUUUGAAAAAACUGAAGGAUCUAUCUUUGGGUGGAAGAAGUGGAUCACAGCCUAAUCAAUCAAGGUUUUGGUGGGGCCUCCCCCGCUUCAAUGGAAGAAAGGCUUUUGUGUUGGCUUCACUUGGUGGUUUAUUCUCUUUGAAGAAUUUGAAUCUGAGUAAUCGUGGACUUUGUGAAGGGGAUCUUCCCAGUGAUAUUGGCUGCUUGUCCUCUUUAUCCGCACUAAAGCUUAUUGGAAACAAUUUUGUUAGCCUUCCUGCAAGCAUUGGAUGUCUUUCUAAACUUGAGUUAUUUUGGGUGAAUGGGUGCCAAAGGCUUGAACAAUUGCCAGAUCUUUCUAAGCUUAUCUCAUUAGCGGAUAUAGACAUAGCCGGUUGCACUUCCUUAAAAAUGUUACCACAUCUUUCGUCAAAUUGCUCAUCAGUGGAUAUAAACAACGAAAUAUAUUUUGGUGGGUUUGAUUGUGCCAAUUGCUUUGUAUUGGUUGACAAUGAAGGCUGCGAUAGUAUAAUACUGAAAAUGCUACAGCGAUACCUUCAGCUUCAGCUAAUCCCUAGGCCUGCUUUCGAAAUUUUAACUCCUGGAAGGAAAAUUCCAGAGUGGUUCAGUAGUCAAAGUUUGGGAGAUUCCCUAACUGUGGAGCUACCUCCAGAUUCAUGUACCACGUGGAUGGGAAUUGCUUUAUGUGCUGUGUUUGAAGUUCAGGCUGAUCUUUCUGAUUUUCAUUAUUUUGAAAUUAGCUGUUCCGCACAAGAAUUGCUUUAUGGAGUAUUUUCAAAAUAUUUUAAAAAAGGCGAAGUUGUGUCACCUCACCUUUGGGUAAUUUAUGUACCUCAGGUACAAUUUGACACAAAAUGCGGUCAGAUAAAGGUUUUGUUAACAACUGAUUAUUAUUGUUAUGACCGAAUACGGCGGAUAUACGAAAAAUCUGGCACGUCUCAGAUGAAAUUUGGGUUUCGUUUGGUGCACGAGCAAGAUGUGGAACAACUCAACCAGAUCAUGAUGAACAAAUCCAUCAUCAAGAGCACUACUACUUGUUCUACCAAAUCAGCUGAUGCACAAGGUCAACAACGCCACGAUGACGAGGAGGCUGGUCCUAGUGGAAGUGGUAGCUCUCACCAAAAAUCUCUCUUCUGCAAUACCUAUGCUCUUUCCGAAGAGGCAGACCAAGAUGAAUUAAAUGAUGUUGUUGACGAAGCUCGGCGCAGAAAAAGAAAGAAGAUGGAUGUUUUUGGGACUGACCUAUGAUUCCUCACUUUCAAGGCAAGAGGCAUCACAGCUGCUGCAUUUCAAUUCAAUGUGAGUUGCUACUUUCAUUUUUUCGGAUUUGACGUACUAUGUGCUUCAUUCUUUUGGCCUUAUGUUGCUCCAUUUGGUUGGCGCGCUUCAUUCUUGAACUACAGCAGCGGGUCCAUAGGAACCUUAGAUCCAUAAUUAACUCAAAUAAUAAGGAACAAUUACUAACAAAUAUAAUUUAGGGAUAAAAAUGUAAUAAUUAAGUACUCAUCAGUUUGUAAAGACAUUAUAAAUAUCAAAUGUUGUAACACAUAAUCACAAAGUUAUCAACACCAAGAUGAAUAAGGUGCAAGGAGAGGGGUGGAAUUGGCUGGGGUUCGAAACCCAUUGGGUGUGCUGAAGGUUCAAUUUCUUUAAUUUUUUUCGCAGGUUGGCAGGUAGUAAACGGGUUGACACAACCCAUGACACGACCCGUUUAAUAAACGGGUUAAACAGGUAUUUAAUCGGGUUGGCUGGUUGACCCCAAACCCACCCGUUUAUAAACGGGUCAGUGGCGGGUUGACCAAAAAUUACCCGUUUAUUAAUCGUGCGUGUUCGGGUCGUGUUUUUCCCGUGCGGGUUUUGAGUCGUGUAAUGGGUCGAGUCGGAAAUUGCCACCCCUAUUGGAGGGUAGCCACUUUGAUUUUCUACUUAGGCCUUGCCCCCUCUUAUUUUUUGCUAUUGUUGAAAAGUUUAAUAAAAACUGUUAUUCUUAAAAGAGGAGCUAAAUUUUUGCUAACUUCAUUAAAAACUCCUCCUCAGCAGCCUCUUCACCACCCAAUGCACGUAACAUUUUUUAAUUUUUAUUUUAUAACACAAUCACCUCACCAUCUAUAUAAAACCUUUCAUUCGUAUCAAUCUCUUACUCAUCCACAAUAAUGAAAAUCAAAAUGGCAGCUUACACAACUUUCAAGCUCUUCUAGCCUCUGGACUAUGCCAUUUUCCUUUUCCAGCCAUACAUUUAUCAUUAGAUUCAUAUAUUUGAUGAUAUAAUUCCUCUGCUCUCUCUCUCUCUCUCUCUCAUGUACAUUUGUCAUGUUGCUGCAUAUUAUAUAGCAUUUGAGCAAAGUAUCUGUUAACGUACUGCAAAUCAUUAAGUAGUUACCUUCAGCAAACAAGUAUAUGUGUCUUCCCUUAACCUGAGUUCAAACCCCCUCCCGUACCGUACAUUACAAUAGGUUGAAAUUUCCUUUGUCAAUUUGAGAACAAAUUUGAAAUUAAAAUGUAAAGCAAACAUAAAUUUAAUCAUCCAAUUAUGGAUCUCAAUCAAUCUUUUGGAAUGAGCACGAACAGUGAAUACACUAACCAACUUUCGGUAAGCAAACGAAUGGUCGAUCCUUUUGAACAUCAGCAAACAAAACCAACACUAAGCAAAUCAACCAUCACAAAGACCAUAAAUUAUCCAUUAAUUCGUCUGAUAUAUCAUGAGUUGGGAAUUACGCUUACUUACUUUAAUUCCCACAAAUUUUGUUAUAUGCAUCAUCAGUUGAUGAGUUGAGUCCCAUAAACUUCUCUUGCCGUUAAGUAACACAUGAUCAUUGUCAUUAUGAGUUACUCUCAGCAGCCUCUUCACCACCCAAUGGACGUAACAUUUUUUUUUUUUUUUUCAUUUUAUAACACAAUCACCUCACCAUCUGUUUAAAACCCUUCAUUCGUAUCAAU
Molecule: messenger RNA, 5585 nt
Organism: Prunus avium (sweet cherry)
Lineage: Eukaryota; Viridiplantae; Streptophyta; Magnoliopsida; Rosales; Rosaceae
Source: RefSeq, a predicted model, not a curated record